UUUAAGUAUGAGCCGAGAACCAGACAAGCGGAAGUAAAGUAGCUGUCAGAACUACACGCAGAAUUCCAAGUUAUUUAUUUCGGACAAUUCCAGCAUGACGUUACAGUGGACAUUUAUAGCUGUGUUUCUAUAUGGAGAGAUUGGUCUAGUGUCACUCCUAUUGUUACCCUUCAUAUCACCAUCAAGAUGGCAGAGGGUCUUUCGUUCUGGACUGAUAAAUAAGCUGGCUGGAUAUUCCAAUAUCUAUUUCAAUGUUUUCAUAGCCAUACUUCUACUUCUGUUUUUUGAUGCUGCAAGAGAAGUGAGUAAAUAUGCAGGUCCUACAUCCGAGGUUGACAUGAAGCAUAACCCAGAACAGCAGAACCUUGCUCACAUGAAAUUGUUUCGAGCACAGAGAAAUCUAUAUAUAGCUGGUUUUGCACUUUUCUUGUGGUUUAUUAUUCGUAGACUGGUUACACUGAUUUCCCAGCAAGCACAGUUACAGGCACAGUCUGAAGCUAGUCAGAAACAGGCACAGUCUGCCUCUGAUGCUGCCAAGAAAUUAAUGGAAGAAAAAGAAAAUCUCUCAAAUAUGGCUAGAGCAGACGACACAGAUGUUGAUGCUAUUAAGAGGGAAAAAGAUUUGGCGCAGGAGCUAGAUGAAGUUAGACAAGAACUUUCUAAGACUAAGAAAGAGCUAGAUAAAAAGCAAUUAGAUUUUGACACUUUAAAAAAGCAGUCUGAAGGAACAAAUAAAGAAUAUGAUAGACUCCUGAAGGAAGUGGAGAAGUUACAGACGGCAGUAGAUGGAGGUUCUGAUAGCAAGAAAUCAAACUAAAUAAGAAAUUAAUCGCAGCUCAUGAAAGCAUUAACUUUAUGCCAUUUGACAUUUAGCUAAGUUUUACUUUUGUGAAGGUGUUUCUAUUUAUAGCACAUUUUGGAUUAGAGGUUAUGAAAAUUAGUUUGUAUGUUUAAAGUAUACCAGUCAAUGAUUGCAACCAUUUCAUUGGUCAAUUUGAAAUAUUUGAAUGAAAGUCAGCCAAUCAGAUCCUGACUUGUGUCUUAAAAUUUAUGAUCUUCAGAAUUACCAUAAGUUAAUGCUGUGUUAAAUAUGUUAA
Ruditapes philippinarum (Manila clam) is the source of this 1097-nucleotide messenger RNA. RefSeq names its product B-cell receptor-associated protein 31-like. The transcript has 8 exons. NCBI's taxonomy places the organism in Eukaryota, Metazoa, Mollusca, Bivalvia, Venerida, Veneridae. Gene Ontology annotation, biological process: intracellular protein transport; endoplasmic reticulum to Golgi vesicle-mediated transport. The record is from RefSeq and is a predicted model, not a curated record. Bases 95 to 817 code for a protein of 240 amino acids. Gene Ontology annotation, cellular component: endoplasmic reticulum membrane; endoplasmic reticulum.